UUUUAAUUAUCAUUUUCAUCACCAUCAAUCAAUCAACCAUUCAUCAUAUUGAUCCGUGAUCAUUAUUAUUUACUUUUGCUUGAUUAGCAAAACGCAAAUAUAUAGAAAUUAUAUUUACCAUCGAAUCCAUCAUUCGUUAUCAAACAUCAUUAUCAUCAUCCAAAAUGUUGAAUGCCUAUCUUAUUGUGACCCUUUUGGUCGUCAUUAAUUUGAUCAAUUAUAUGGAUCGAUUCACCAUAGCCGGUGUAUUGAAUGAUAUUCAAACAUAUUUCGAUAUCAAUGAUGCUACCGGUGGCCUAUUACAGACAUCAUUCAUUGUUUCCUAUAUGAUAUUUUCACCACUAUUCGGCUAUCUUGGUGAUAGAUAUUCACGAAAAUAUAUAAUUCUAUUCGGUGUAUCAUUUUGGUCAACAAUGACUUUUUUAUCAUCUUUUGUGCAACCACAUCAUACUUAUUUAUUUUUCAUGUUUCGUGCCUUGGUUGGUAUUGGUGAAGCCAGCUAUGCAACUGUUGCUCCAACGUUAAUUGCCGAUCUAUUUAUCGGUGGUAAACGUUCGACAAUGUUGGCCGUUUUCUAUUUUGCAAUACCCGUUGGUUCCGGACUUGGAUAUAUUGUUGGUAUCCUAAUGUCACAAAUGUUUGGCCAUUGGACAUGGGCUCUACGUUUUACACCUAUUUUUGGAAUAAUUUCCGUUUUUGGUUUUCUUUUCGUAACCGAACCUGCCCGUGGUGCUAUUGAACAAGCUAAUCUUCGACGUUCUGAACUAGAUUCAAAUAAUGAUAAUACAACACGUUCAUUCCGUUUAAUUAUCGAAAGUUUAACCAAAGAUGUUCGCUAUUUAACAUCGAUACCAACAUAUCUGCUUACAACAUUGGGCUUUACUUGUGUUUGUUUCUCUGUCGGUGCCGUUUCAUGGUGGGCACCCACUUUUAUGCAGAAUGCCAAUCCUGAUACGGCAAAAGAAAAAAUCGGUUUGAUAUUCGGCGUCAUUGCUUGCUUAGGUGGAUUAUCUGGUGUUCUCAUCGGUUAUUCAUGCUCACGCUAUUUCCGUUCCAAAUUUCCUGCCGCUGAUUCAUGGGUCUGUGCUAUCGGUGUUGCCAUCUCAAUUCCAUGUACUGUGUUGAGUAUUGCUUUUGCAAAUCAAUCACCUACCAUUUCUUGGUUGGCCAUUUUUUUGGCUGUCACUUUCUUAUCGACUAAUUGGUCGGUAGUUGUUGACAUUCUAUUGUAUGUGAUUAUACCACAACGACGUUCGACUGCUCAAUCACUUCAGAUUCUUACCUCACAUAUUCUUGGCGAUGCUUCCAGUCCAUUCAUCAUCGGAGCGAUAUCUGAUGCAUUUUCCAGCGAUUUUGAUAAAUUUCAUAGUCUUUCGUAUGCGCUCUACUUAACACCACUCGUACUUGUAUUUGGUGUUUUAUUUUUCGGGCUUAGUGCACGAUUUAUAUUAAAAGAUGAACAUCGAUGUAAACAAAUGAUCUCAAAUGGUUCAGCUGAAAGUUCCACCAAUUCAGACAGUAAUUCAGAUGGUAUUGAUCUUGUUCAUAAUAAUAAACAUACAACAAUAUCGAACACUACUACCACUACUAAUAGCUUUGUUGAUGAUAAUGAUAAUAUAAUGAAAUUUCCAAAUAAUCAACAAACAGAUAUAGGAACCAGACAAAAUCAAGUGGAUAUUGGUUUCAUCAACAAUCUUUAUCAAUAUAAUAAUGAUAAUGAUGAUGAAUAGUUUAUGAUUCAUAGAGAAUUUUUAUUAUUAUUAUUCAAAAUAACCCAUUUUAUCUAUAUAUCUAUCUAUCUAUAUUGAGCUUAUAUUAAACCAAAAGUGAAAGUCGAAAGAACA
Dermatophagoides farinae (American house dust mite) is the source of this 1844-nucleotide messenger RNA. RefSeq names its product protein spinster homolog 1. The record is from RefSeq and is a predicted model, not a curated record. Gene Ontology annotation, biological process: transmembrane transport. Lineage: Eukaryota; Metazoa; Arthropoda; Arachnida; Sarcoptiformes; Pyroglyphidae. Gene Ontology annotation, molecular function: transmembrane transporter activity. Gene Ontology annotation, cellular component: membrane.